AGCGUGCGCAGUGCAACUCCACGAGAGCGCAGCAAAAACAAGCAUCGGGGGGUCAGGAUGAUCAGGGCUCAAUGUCACGGAGCUUUUCCAGCCAACAGACAGACCCGAGCCCGCUAAACAUCACUGCUGAUGGGAUAUUAGGAUAUACGAGAGAUUCUACAAGUGGGUGGAGACAUCUUAGAGAGGGCCUUAAAUCUCCCUCUGCCCAUCCCCUGUCGUCAAACUUCACUGCUUCAGCAUGUCCAUCCAGAUAUUUCGAGUGGUGGAGCUGGUGAUGCGCUCUGCUUGCUGCAACACCAUUAGAAGUAGAUCCUGUUUGCGAAAGGCAGGUUUGGCCCCAGUGGGUCCCCCUGGCCUCUGUGUUCCUGUGCUUCAUAGGAGGGCCUACAGCCUAGACUCUCUCUCUUCUGGCCCUGGUCGGCCCACACUCGGUUCGAGUUCACAGCAGCCCCGCACAGAGAGGACGUCCCCGUCCGCAGCACUUGCACACAGGAACCUGUCGGCUGCGGCUGUGCAGGUCCAAAGUCGUCCAUUGUGCCAGUAUGACUUCCUGGACCUCGGGGACGUAGAAGAGAAUGUACGUCGGGCUAUGGCCUGUAAAACAAUCCGACACUUUAUUGUGGACCCAGACCUGGCUAAAGUAGUGGCACAGCAUCUAGAACUUGAGAAGAAUAAAAGUGUUAUCUUCGAUUGUAACCCAGGUCCUGGGGUGUUGACUCGGACACUCCUCAAUGCUGGAGCUCAGAGAGUUGUGGCUCUUGAAGGAGAGAAGUCCUUCCUACAUGAUCUACAGAAUUUAGAGAGUCAACUCGAUGGUCAGCUGGAGGUGGUUCACUGUGAUUACUUUAAAAUAGAUCCUAUUGGCACUGGAAGCAUGGGGCCCUCUGUCAUGUUCAGUGAAAAACUCUUCACUGAUCUGGGGAUAUCAGAGAGUAGCUGGACUGAUGACAUCCCAGUGAAGGUGGUGGGCAUCCUGCCCCAGCGUAAUGAGCGUGGCGCGCUGCUGAAGAUGGCUUACGCUUUGUAUGAAAGGCUGUCUGUCUACAGAUAUGGAAGGGUAGAGCUCAAUAUCUUCAUGAGCGAGAAGGAAUACCUGAAACUGAUGGCACGUCCAGGCAGCAUGUUUAACUACAGAGCCUUCAGUGUCCUUUGGCAGAUGUCCUGUGACAUUGAUCUGUUGCACAAGGAGCCCUGGGAAUCAUUUGUAAAGUCAUCAAAACAGGGUGUACCUAGACCUAAAGGCAAGCUUCCCAAUGACCACCUCUGCCUGGUGCGUCUGCGUCCACGAGCUGAUCUGUUCUCUGAUGGCCUCACUCCCUCUAAUGCUUCAACUCUGCUGAUGAUGGUCAAACAGUGUCUGGCAAAGAGGAAGGUCAAGCUCAUUGACAGGCUCAAUCUCUGGUCACCAGAUAGCGGGAGUAAGCUGUUAUCUGAAAUGGGCAUGUCGGAGGACAUUCUGACGGGACACGUAUUUCCAGAGGAGUAUCUUAAGCUGUUCCAGUUGAUGGACAAGAGCCAGGAGUUCACACAGAGCUGGCUUUACGAGGAGAUCCUGGAGAACACACAGAGAGAGGGUUGGGGGUAAAAUAUAGUCAAACGCGUCACAUGUAGAGAUUUGUGGAAUAACGACACCUAAUGAUGCAUUUUUCUAUGCACCUUUUUGCAUAUGUAUGACAAAAUGAUGAUUUAAGUAAAAAGGUUUGUGUUAUAUAGUGUGGGAUAUGCAUACAUAAAGAAAUGUAUAAAAGAUAAGUAAAACAUUAAUGAAAUCAACAACUUGACUGUAUAAACAUUUUGUUACUGAAAUGAAGAAAAUGUACUUUAGAGGAAACAACUUCAAAUGUCUCAGACUGUUUUCCUUAACCAAGUUUCCCAUGAGUUGAGAUUUCAGACAAAAACUAUAUCAGAAAUAGUUUCUAUUUGGAUCUCACAAGAUACUGUAUGCAGUCUGCUUUUCAUCAAAUUGUCCCAGAAAUUAAAGGAUUUAAAGAUUGUUGCAAAAAUAAACAUCUUAUUUUUGUUGUAUCCAACAUAAGAUGGAUGCGUGCAUGAACACAGUAGCAGCUUGUCCAAAAUGGCUAAAAAAUGGAUACAUCGGCUCAUGCAAAUGAAAAUAAUACUAGAGCAGCUGACAGCAGCUUCACAAAACAUAGUUCUGCAAGUGUCUUCUAAAAUCAUUUUCUAAACUGACAUUUUGAGGUCAGUAGUAGUGUGGUUAAUGCACAGCUAUGAGGAUUGCAAAUGUAAAGGAAGUUUUUCACUGUAUAGAAUCAUGUCUUGUAUAUUUUUGUAUUUUGGUUGUGAACGUAUAAACUCCUGUAUGUCUAAAAUGUCAUGCUUUAAGCAAUGUUUAAGUUGUGUGUCUAAUAUAAUUUUUAAAUAAAUGAUUAAAUCUAAA
Messenger RNA from Paralichthys olivaceus (Japanese flounder), 2398 nucleotides. RefSeq names its product transcription factor B2, mitochondrial (gene tfb2m). Lineage: Eukaryota; Metazoa; Chordata; Actinopteri; Pleuronectiformes; Paralichthyidae. The record is from RefSeq and is a predicted model, not a curated record. Gene Ontology annotation, cellular component: mitochondrial matrix. Gene Ontology annotation, biological process: rRNA methylation; transcription initiation at mitochondrial promoter. Gene Ontology annotation, molecular function: rRNA (adenine-N6,N6-)-dimethyltransferase activity; mitochondrial transcription factor activity.